Molecule: messenger RNA, 252 nt
Organism: Helobdella robusta
Lineage: Eukaryota; Metazoa; Annelida; Clitellata; Rhynchobdellida; Glossiphoniidae
Exons: 3
Biological process (GO): regulation of transcription by RNA polymerase II; hippo signaling; embryonic organ development
Cellular component (GO): transcription regulator complex
Molecular function (GO): DNA-binding transcription factor activity, RNA polymerase II-specific; RNA polymerase II cis-regulatory region sequence-specific DNA binding
Source: RefSeq, a predicted model, not a curated record
GGUGGUGUGGAUAGUGAUGGGAUUUGGAGUCCGGAUAUCGAGCAGAGUUUCUUGGAAGCUCUUGCCAUCUACCCCCCGUGCGGUAGGAGGAAGAUCAUCCUCUCGGAAGAGGGGAAGAUGUAUGGCCGGAACGAGCUGAUUGCAAGGUAUAUAAAGUUGAGAACUGGGAAGACACGAACAAGAAAACAAGUGUCAAGCCAUAUACAGGUUCUCGCCAGGAGAAAGUCGAAAGAAAUACAGGCCCAUGUUAAA